Molecule: messenger RNA, 1857 nt
Organism: Abrus precatorius (Indian licorice)
Lineage: Eukaryota; Viridiplantae; Streptophyta; Magnoliopsida; Fabales; Fabaceae
Product: BTB/POZ domain-containing protein NPY1-like
Exons: 4
Coding region: 1-1857 (618 amino acids)
Molecular function (GO): protein binding
Source: RefSeq, a predicted model, not a curated record
AUGAAGUUUAUGAAGUUGGGUUCCAAGCCUGAUUCUCUUCAUGCUGAAGGAAAGUCUAUCAGGUAUGUGUCGUCUGAAUUGGCAACAGAUGUUACCAUUAAUGUUGGUGAAGUGAAGUUUUACCUUCACAAGUUCCCUCUACUGUCUAAGAGCAGCCGCCUCCAGAAAUUGGUAUCACAAGCUAAUGAAGAGAAUUCUGAUGAUAUUUACUUGGAUGAUUUCCCCGGAGGGCCUAAGGCCUUUGAAAUAUGUGCAAAAUUCUGUUAUGGAAUGACUGUAACUCUCAAUGCUUACAACGUUGUAGCUGCUCGUUGUGCUGCUGAGUACCUUAAGAUGACUGAGGACGUUGAUAGAGGAAACUUAGUUUUAAAGAUUGAGGUGUUUCUCAACUCAAGUAUCUUGCGUCGCUGGAAGGAUUCUAUAAUUGUUCUCCAAACUUCUAAAUCUCUUCUUCCAUGGUCUGAGGAUCUAAAGAUCACUGGAAGAUGCAUAGAUUCCAUAGCUUCGAAAACUAGUGUAGACCCUGCAUACAUCACUUGGUCUUACACUUAUAAUAGGAAGCUAACUGAACCAGAUAAAAUUGUUGAGGACAAGUUGUCGUUUCUAGAGAAAAUUGAGUCUGUUCCUAAGGAUUGGUGGGUUGAAGAUAUAUGUGAGCUGGACAUUGAUCUUUACAAACGAGUAAUGGUUGCCGUGAAAUCAAAGGGAAGAAUGGAUGGAGUAGUGAUUGCAGAGGCUCUUAAAACCUAUGCAUUAAGAUGGAUACCUGAUUCUGUUGAUGCAUUGGUUUCUGAUGCCAAUGCAUCAAGGAACAAAUCUGUGGUAGAGACAAUAGUCUGUUUAUUGCCAUGUGAUAAUGUCGUGGGUUGUUUGUGUAGUUUCUUGCUGAAGCUUUUGAGAGUGGCCAUACUAGUUGGAGCAUGUGAGUCAUCGAGAGAAGAAUUGAUGAAGAGCAUUAGCCUAAAAUUGCAUGAAGCUUGUGUCAAAGAUUUAUUGAUUCCAGCAAGGUCUCCCCAGAUUACCACAUAUGAUGUUCAUUUGGUACAAGGUCUUCUGAAUCGAUACAUGGAUCAUGAGAUGGGAGGCUGCAGUGUAGAGGUUGCUGAGGACAAAGAUAGAGGAAAAGAAAAGUAUAUUUUGGCACAUAGAUCCUUGUUGAAUGUUGGCAAGUUGGUGGAUGGUUAUCUUGGAGAAAUUGCGCAUGAUCCUAAUCUCAGUCUCUCUAGUUUUGUUGAUUUGUCACAAUCAAUUCCAAGUUUUGCAAGAUCAGAUCACAACGGUCUGUACAGAGCUAUUGACAUCUAUUUGAAGGAGCACCCAGACUUGACAAAAGCUGAAAGGAAGAAACUAUGUGGACUAAUGGAUGUUCGGAAAUUGACAGUAGAUGCUUCCAUGCAUGCUGCACAGAAUGAACGCCUUCCUCUUCGAGUUGUAGUACAAGUUCUCUUCUUUGAUCAGGUCAGAGGUUCUGCCAGUUUUCAUGCACUUGGUAACAACAAUUCACUUGAUCAUCCUUCACACACACUGAUGAAUGGAGAUGUGGAAUGUGAGAAAACAGUGGAAGAUAGCUGCCAAUCCCUGAAGAACCAUAUGAGUCAUUUGAGGAUUAAAGAUGAAGGGUUGCAUAAAAAUGGGAAACUGAGUAAGAAGAAUAACAAAAACAGCAAAAGUGGCAUUCAGUUGCUGCCGUCCCGAUCGAGGAGAAUCUUUGAUAAGCUAUGGAGUAUGAGAAAAGGACAAGGAGAGAAUAGGAGCUCCGAAACUUCAGCAAGUUCUGGUAGCCCAUCUUCUUUUGGCCAUGGAGAUGGCAAAUCAUCUAGUUUAUCUUUGAGACACCAGAGGCAUUCUAUCUCUUAA